Paramuricea clavata is the source of this 1677-nucleotide messenger RNA. The record is from the annotation of a GenBank genome assembly. NCBI's taxonomy places the organism in Eukaryota, Metazoa, Cnidaria, Anthozoa, Malacalcyonacea, Plexauridae.
AUGCUGUCUGUUGAAAGCGCUCCAAGAUCAAACGGCAAACAUGUUUCAUUUGCAAUAGACGGUCAUGGCUCGUCAGUUGAAAAUAAUGUUUAUACAGAGGUGAGUAACAGCUUUCUUAAAACAAGUAAUUUCUCUGUUCUGAAGAAUCACUCAGUUCUGUCAGAAAUUAUAUGUUGCGGGACUCGUUAUGUACGAAGACAGUUUCAAGUUUCAAAACCGUUGAAAGACCUUGAAAUAUGUACGCUAUUCUCGACGCUAUCCGAAACAAUUUUAUGAAAGUUUCAAUUUUAUGAAAGACACAAUUUUAUGAAAGAUUCGUAUAAACUUGGUUUGUGUACAUGUUUAUAGCAAAUGUUUUAAAAAUUGUGAAAAAAGUCGAUGAAAAUGUAAACAAGGCGUUCCCGAGCAGCUGGUACCCUGGGAAGUAUUUUCCUGAUUUUGAGACUACCAGAUGAAUUCUAGCCUGUUUGUACACUAAAUUUGAACUCAUCGAAAUCCCAGGCAGCGAGCAGGCCAGAUGAAUUCAUAACCGUACUAAAAUGUGCACCGUGAUUUAACCUUUCGCGUUUAAAUGGGUUGCGUGAAACCGAACGAAUUUGAACACCGCUUCCAAUUCGAAGUGAAACAAAAGCACUGUUGGGGAAAUUUAUGACGGGCGCCAUUUGCAUUGAAAUGGGAUGAAAUACCUAGGUCCCGUCUAAAAUGACAAACAGUCUGUCACAAGUUAAUUAACAACAGCUUAACAUAUAAUCCACUCAUGUCCUAUACUGAUCUUCUUGUAUAUUCCGGAUAGUUCGGUUAAAUUUCGUCCUCGACAUAACGGGCUUUUAUUCACCUCGUCGACAUCGCCUCGGUUUACUCAUAUACUGGUUUACUAAACUGAAUAAAUUUCGUUUCGCACCUCGGUAUUCUCUCGAAAUUCCCGAAUUUUUUCUAAGACGCACUGUGAUUGGCUUACAUGGGUAUCCAUGUAAUGCGAUUCAUGAUUGGUCAAGUCGCCCCACCCCUUGGUUGCCAGACACGCUACUUCGAAUGUGUUUAUUCGAGCAGUACAGAGCAAGGAGUCAAAUAUUACAUUUUUUACGAUCAAACAACUCGAUCGAGCAGAAAUCUGUAAGCUUAGCAGGUAAGGGUGUUAUAUAUCAAGCUAUAAACUAGCUUUCUAGUAGCUUUUAUUUUGCAAACGGGUCAAAUUCUUUGUAUGGAAUAGUGUAGGUCGAAGUUAUACCGUAGAGUGUAGCACAUGACGCUUUUGUAUAAAUGAUAUCAUAGCAAAAACGUUGUUGCUUCGAAAAAUUGUUUGUGAUUACAAUAUGUUUCUGCUCGUAAUGUUAUGUUUAGGUUUUUGAAUUUUAGCUUAAAUCAAGAGGCUUACAAACAAUUGAAAGUGCUCUUUGCAACCGUCAAUCUAUCGGUCACAUUGCAAAUCUAAAAUUCGAUCUAUAAAGCUGUACAGAUUUUCAACACUAUCCAAUAUUUAUUUAACCCUGCAGGCGGAUAGCCAUAUUCGUCCCUCACUGCUGUUAAUACGAUGUUAGAUCUGUUUGCAUUUAUAUCGUUUUGUAUUUCUUUUUUAAAAGGCUUAUUCCAUCGCAAACACUAUGGGGGAUUAUAUAGUCGAUGGAGACCAGACCUCGGCAAAAUUGUUUGAAAAAUCACGUAUAAAAGUUCUCCAAG